Molecule: messenger RNA, 5291 nt
Organism: Anneissia japonica
Lineage: Eukaryota; Metazoa; Echinodermata; Crinoidea; Comatulida; Comatulidae
Product: large proline-rich protein BAG6-like
Exons: 22
Coding region: 177-3992 (1271 amino acids)
Cellular component (GO): BAT3 complex
Molecular function (GO): misfolded protein binding; polyubiquitin modification-dependent protein binding
Source: RefSeq, a predicted model, not a curated record
UACAAAGGUUUGUGGGAAAUAAUGGUAAAUUAUAAUCAUCACGAAAAGUACGUCAUCUAGAUCCUUCUACUGAAAUAAAACUGUUUUUUUUUAUAUUGUCGGACGGAAUUCUCUGCUACCGUUAUCAGUAGUAGUUAGGAUAGGCAUUGUGAGCAUUUGUCAGUUUGACAAUAAACAUGAUUGAGGUGACAGUGAAGACUCUAGACUCAAGGACUCAUCCAUUUUCAACUCCAGACGAUGUGACUGUUCAAGGCUUUAAGGAACAAAUAGCAGAUUCUGUGAAAAUCUCAGCAAAUCUUCAGCGAUUAAUAUACCAAGGACGUGUACUUCAGGAUGGCAAGAAACUAUCAGAUUAUAAUGUUAAUGGUAAGGUUAUCCAUUUGGUAGAGCGACCACCACCAUCCAAACACUCAGCAUCUAGUAGUAGCAGCACAGAGUCAAGUAGCUCUACUUCGUCCAACUCGCAUGGAUCUUCAGAUGGCAACAACAUCUUCGUUGGAGCAAUAUCUCUUCCAGCUGAGCUUCGGGAUCAGGGUGAGGUACAGCGUAUAGUACAGCAAGUGAUAUCAGACAUGGGGGAGUUAGGUCGUAAUGCUCGUGUCACAUCAAGGACAUCGCCUGAUGGGUCAUCUGUUGAUGUUCACAUUAAUUUGGGUCAAGUGCCAUUACAUCAGAUCAGUGCAUCGCAAGUACGUAUCAAUCAGGCCCGAAACAUGAUCCGUCAAGCCAACCUCGUUAUAGAUCGUCUUGAGAGUCCACCACAGCAGGCAGAAACUCAAACUGAACCAAACUCCUCCAGCUCCGAGGAGGGAUCAACAUCCGCAUCAUCUUCUUCAACUGCUGAUAGUGAACCCAUGGACACUGGUGCAAGUAGUAACAACCCAACACAAGAUAAUAGCAACAGUGAAGGUAGUACCAGUACAACAAGUUCACAGGAAGGGACCUCUACUAGAAGCAGUGGACAGUCACAAAAUAUACACCCACCUAUCUCGGUCAUGGCAGACAUUUUAGAAGAAGUGAUGCGUUUGAAUGAACGCCUUCGACCCCACAUGGAGAGCUACAGAAAUAUGAUGCGAGAAGAUCAUUCCUAUGAUGGCAUUACAAACCGUAUGCGUGAGGCACAACGUUUACAAAACCUGGUGUCGCAAGUGAUGCACCUUAUAAGCCAUGUUUAUCAUUCUCUGUCUGAUUGUGGCUCUAAUAUGACAACAGCGCCACCAAGAGUUCUGAGAGUUCCGCAAGUGGGCCCUCCAGUUCCAAUACAGAUUACAUUACCACCUGCAAUUUUUGCAUUCAACGGUGGAAGACAACCAUCCAACCAACCCAGAGAUGUCAAUGCCAACCAGACUAUGCCACCUGGACAAGACCAAAACCAUAACCAAACAGGUCAAACAGCACCUUCAACACGUGCAGCACCUUCUAGCACGACCUCAACACCUAACCCUGUCCCAGGGACUACAUCUAGGCCAUCCUCAACUUCCACAUCUAGUACCCCUCAAUCCAGGGUAUCGAAUGUGGUUGUCUCCAAUACUCAGACAAUUGUUAUCUCGCCCCAGGGUAUACAAAAUAUUACCGGGUCAACACCACGGCAAAUGGGGGCACAUCAAUCACAGGCACCGUUUGGUAGAGGUAUUAUAAGACCAAGUAGAGGCAGUAGUGGAAAUGGAGGUGCUUCAAUACAUAUUCAUCAAGUGCCACAGGGUGGAGCCAUCACUCCUCAAGUGAUGUCAGCUAUCAUGGGGGCCAUCUCAAAUCAAAUGCCCCUAGGACCAGGAAUUCCAGGAAUGCCCCUGACUGGAUCUAGGCCUCAUCCAGGCCCAGUUGGAUCUAGACCUGCUUCUAGUGGCAGUGCAAGGGGUGGUCCAACAAAUGGGAAUCAACAGCCUGCCAGUGCAACAGAAAGUACAAGGCCUACUGCAAAUGGUAAUAGAUCUGCUACCACCACUACUACCAGCACAGGUUCAUCAUCAAGCAGCAGAAGCACUCAACCUGGACCAGCUCAGACCCCACCCACGCAGAGAACUGGUGAAGCACCCCCACCAGGGGCUCCACUUGGACUCUUCAAUUUCUUACCCCAGAACAAUGCUUUUGAUCCAUUCUUACCCUGCCAGUCACGGCAUAUUCCAAGAAACCAGUCUGCGCAGCCCAGAUCUGGAAUGGCCCCAAAUGUUGGAGGCGGGAAUGUAGCAUCGCCUGUCCAUGGCAUAUUUCAAGAUAUUGUGGGUGCUUUUCAAAACAUGCCUAAUGUUGGCCAACAACAGCAGCAACAGCAGCAACAACCACCAGAGAGUUCGGGGGCUCAGCCGGCAACAACAUCGAGUGCAACCCAAUCUUCUGCCUCAACCACCCCACAGCCUAUGACACAAGAACAGGCUAAUUCAUUUGCAAAUGGUUUCCUUAGAGCUUUUGUUAAUUCACAGUCAGGAGGGGGAAUGAAUGUCACAAGUGGAAACCCAUUUACUCAGCUUCUGCUUGGUGGGAUGCGUCAUGGAAGUGUGCCCGUGGGCGCUUCAAGGCCUACGACAUCCAGUGGACAGAGCACAGGCAGUAGGCCAGCUGCCCCAGGAACACAGAAUGAGGGUCUCUUUGUUGACUUAGUACAAGGAAUCUCACAGCAUGUUGCAUUGGCAUUAAGUGGUCAGAACUCAACGAUGACGAUUCACCAGUUUCUUAGUGGCCUUGAUCCUACCUAUAGUAACCAUGCAGUUGAAGGUUUCUUCUAUGAGGCUUUUGAUUACUUUGCAAGACACUUCACAAUGACGGAUCUAUCGCAUCUCAUAUUUGGACAUUCUGAACCACUUCAGCAGAAUCGACAGAGUCUGCGCAGAUUUGUCAAUGAGAAGGUCUUAAGAGGAAGGCAGCCAAGUGAAGAAAAUAUAGCAUUGUCAGUGAAUGAGAUUGCUGAAGAGAUAAUAAACCAACUUGAAGAAGAUGCCCCAGAGAUUACAAGUGUCCGAGACGGAGUUGCAAUUAAGGCUACUAACCUCAAGUUUGUUCAGAGCGCCCUUUUGCGAAUUGUCAAAUAUAUUCUGGAAGAUCAUGAUCCUACAUUUGGUGUUAGUCUACGCAACAUGAUUCGUGACAGCCUUCAAGAGUGGAUUGUUCUAAAUAUAUACUGUAUGAAUGGAAGACAGCCUGUGCAAGACACAAUGGUAGCAUGUAUGCAAACCUGGAUGGGACAGAUCAAUUCUGCAUUCAGUAACAUGAUGAUAACAGUUACAUCCCAGAACUUCAACCAAAUUGCUAGCAAUCUAACAAUCACAGAGGCAGACAUUCUUCAGUAUGUUGUAAGAACAGAGACGCAGCAGGAUAUAGGAGAAGAAUCAGAACCUGUCCCAACUUCUACAUCAACAUCUGCCAGCAAUAAUGUAGAAAACAGAAAUGUUGAAAGCAGCACAGUCAAACGCCAAAUGCCUGAGGCUAUGGAAGUUGAUUCCUGUAACAGUCAGCAGUCACAUGCAUCUUCUACUCCAGUGGUGUCCUCGACAGUCCCAGCAGCAGCAGAAGCAGCUCCUGAGCAAGAGAGGGUGCCACUGAGGGCAUCCAGUAGGAUGCAUUCUAACGGAGUUGGAAGCACUGACACAGUUCUUUUGGGAACUGAAAGUUGGCAUGCAGCAGUACCAGCAGAUUGGGUUCCAGUGAUAGAACGUGAUAUCAACAGACAACGACGUCAGGCCCCUCCAGCGCCCCUAAGUGACGCUUAUCUCAGCACCUUACCACCGAAACGUAUAAAACUAAUGCCGGACAAAAAAGCAUGCAUUGAAAUUGGUACAAGUACAUUCCUUGAAGACAGUUUAUCCAGAGCUGUGAGUAGUGCAGGUGUUCAACCUACCACAAGUCUGGCUGCCCUCAUGCAAGAUGUUCGUGAAGAUGAAGACCUGCAGGCUGCGUGUGAAGGCCAGUUAAAGAGCGCCCUCAAACAGCGAAUACAAAAAGAUCCGGAUUAUGAUAGUGCAAGAUUUCCAAAUACUGAGAAAUAUUUGCACAAGUAGAAAUUCAGGCCUAAUAUGUAGCCUUCCACCCCUCCCCCAUUGUAUUUUUUUUUAAAUUUUAAUAUCACCAUGGGCUCAGUAUCAUGACCCAUAAUUAUUUAUAUUGUAAUUGUACAAUUUUAUUUUAAACAAGUAUUCAAGAUGUUUAAAAUGGUUAGGUUCUAUGAGAAAAUGUCUAUUAUCGAUAACAUAUUAGGAAAUUAUUAUAAACUUAUACUAAACGCUAAAAGAAAUUAGAAGUUUUUUUUUAAAUUUAAUUAUUGACAUGGGAGAUAUUAUAAGUGAGUAUACAAUCACUUUGUAGUGUGUAUGUUUCUCAAAUUCCCAGUAAUCAGAUAGCUAUAAACAGUAUACACUAGAUUUUGCAUUUUAUCAUGUUAGUCAGCUGUAGUAUUUAGAUAUACACACAAUUCUAUGUGCUGCUUAGCCAACCAUGGGAUACAGAAGUGAGGAUGUUUAUUUUUCAAUAUCAGUAAGAUGAGGCCUAAAAAAAAAAACUUGUUUGUUUUGCUGUCAUCCGCCGCCCCUAAAAUCUCGAAAAUCAGGGGCAGGUUUUUUUUUUCCCAAAAAAGUUUUUUUUUUCUUUAAGUUUAAAAGAUCAAAUGAAAACCACUUUUUCGUCGAUUUUGGCACAGGUCCAUGUUAAAUGGAAGUUUUUACUAUUUUAAUUUUUUUUUUUAAGCAAAAAAAUCGCACUGUUUUCACGAUGUUUCUAUGAUUUUACAAAAAAAAAAAAAAAAAAAACUUUUUUCCACCUGCCCCUGUAUUUAAAUUUUUACAAUGUGACAGGAAACAAACAAUUUUUUUUUUAGGCCUGAUCAGUGCAGCCUUGAACUGAAAAUUUAAAAUUUUACUUAGGCUGGGUCGUGGGUUGGCGCAUUGUAGUAGCUACAGUAAUACUGUACAUGUAUUAAAUUCACUUUACAAUUAUACUCACUUAAAUGUUAAAAUGUAUAAACCUAUAUCUUUUACUUAAAUAAUCAGAAUAAAUUGUUGCUUUACUGCAUUUUGUAGUUAUAUUUAAUAUAAACUUGUAAGUCAUUUAAUAAUAUUUUCUUUGGGGAGUGGUGUUGUUUGGAUUUGAGCGUGAAUAUAUUCUUCAGAGGCAGUAGAAACAAGCUCAUCUUGGCUUUGUCGUGUCGAUGAAUACUUUAGUGAUGCAAUUUACAAUAAGUUUUAGCUUAAUAAAUCAAUGGCAGUCUUGAGUAAACUUUUUAGUUGUGUGUAACAUAUUUUGACCCACUGACAUACCAAAAUACAAUACAAUUACAAUAUUUAUUUUCAAUAAACAUAAAUAAA